UUUAAUAAUAAUUAUUAUUUGGGUUGCAGAACUGAGGUAAGAGAGGUCUGAGCAAGUAAGUACACCACAGGCUUUGGUUUUUGCUUUUGAAAGCACUGCUGCAAAAGCUUCAAACCAAGGAAGGAAGCCCCAACCCUUUUUUUCUCUCUCUAAAACUCUCUCUCUCUCUCUUCAUAUAUAUAUUAUAUGUAUAUAUCACUAGAAAAGCCAAAGUAGUCUGUUUAAUCGUCAUCAAUGCAAAGGACGGUACAGUCUUCCCCACACCCACUACUCAUCAUCUGCACCACAGCGUACACAAAUAGAGCAGCGGAGGAGCGGAACGGAGAUUCAGGAAAGGCAUGAAACCGGUGGUAUGGAGGUAGAUGAGAUCCCACGUAAGUACCCUAAAAUCAGCAAUGGUAAUCGGAGACCGGACUCAACGAAAAUAGGCCACGCUCUCAAAAUGGACGAGCAGUACCCCGACGAAGAAGAAGAAGGAGAGAACAAUAGGGAUGCCGGCGGCGGCGGCGGCGUCGUACGCGUCGGAGGAGUUGAUCUCGGUGGUGGUGUGGGUAGGUUUUACGGCUGGCCUUCGUCGCGAAUUGUUAGGGUUUCGCGAGCAUCCGGUGGGAAAGACAGGCACAGCAAAGUUCUGACAUCGAAGGGGCUGAGGGACCGGCGGGUGAGGCUCUCCGUCAACACCGCUAUUCAAUUCUACGAUUUACAGGACCGUCUGGGUUACGAUCAGCCGAGCAAGGCGGUGGAGUGGCUGUUGAAGGCGGCGGCCACCUCUAUUUCGGAGCUUCCUCCGAUGACCUCUCCUUUCCCCGACACCCCCAAGCAGCUGAGCGGCGAGAAGCGGUCGAGCACGGCCGGAAGUGAUCAACUCGGGCUCGACUCGGCCGAAGUGGAUAUGGACGGCGGUGCUGUUGGUGGUGGAGAUCCCAAUUACUCCCACCAUCAUCAGCUGACGAAAUCCUCCGCCUGUAGCAGCAAUUCCGAAAACAGUAAGGGUUCCGGCCUUUCUCUCUCUAGAUCUGAAAGCAGGAUUAAAGCCCGAGAGCGAGCAAAGGAAAGAGUAGCGGAAAAGGAGAAGGAAAAAGACAACGAAUCUCCCCAUGUUUCUUCUCUGAAUAACCCUAUUUCUCAGACCACUUCUUUUACUGAGCUCUUGAGCGGAGGGAUUAAUAGCAGCACUAAUGGCGGCGGCGGCGGCGGCGGCGGCAGCUCAGUUCAUCAAAACCCCAACAUGAACGAGUCCAAUUUCUUCCUAAAAUCUCCGAGGCAGCAAUGGUCAUCUACUCCGAUGGAUUAUUUCAAUACCGGGCUUUUAGGUCCGCCGGGAACUCGUUCGGGGCAAAUGCAUUUGGCAGCAAAUCCGUUCACAUCGGUGGCUUCUCAAAUGUUCAGUGUUGCCGGAGACCACCAACCGGAGCUCCACCACUUCUCUUUCGUACCAGAUCACUUAGCCCCAGAUGUAAAUGCUGCUGCCGGAGGGAACAACAGUAGCAGUGGCGGCGGCGGCGGCGAUUACAACUUGAACUUCACCAUCUCUUCUUCUGCAAACUCAUCCGGCCUUGCUGGUUUCAACCGGGGGACCCUUCAGUCCAAUUCUUCCUCGCCGUCAAUGCUGCCUCACCUCCAGAGGUUUUCCGACGGUUCUCCUCCAAGCUUCUUCGUAUCCACCGCCGCACCUGUGGAGAACCACCACCAGUUCCUCUCUGGGUACGACGCCGCCGGCCGCUUGCAGCUCUGCUACGGCGAUGCUCAUGCAAACAACGGCAGGCAUUCCGGCCAGAAAGGGAAAGGCAAGAACUGAGGAGUCGUCGUCGUCGUCGUUCAUUCCAGGUACGUAAGUACGAUGUCGGUUUCUGAGCAAAAAAUUGCUUACAUGCACCACAGCCUUGGCUGCUUAUAUUUGUUGUUUAUGCCUCUGAAUUUGCUGUUGUUGAUUCUGAGUUAUUAAUGUUAUUCAGCACUGUGAUUUUGCUGAUGGCAUAUUAUAAACCUCCUUUUUUUUUUCUUUCAUUCCGUUUGGAAUUUUUUUUGACUGUUUCUGCGUUUACGGAACUGUUCAUAUAAUUGUGUAUGACGAUCAUUUUCAAUUCUCUCUCUGGUAAUAAUUUCUGACGCCUCAUCCCUA
Erythranthe guttata (spotted monkey flower) is the source of this 2122-nucleotide messenger RNA. RefSeq names its product transcription factor TCP2. Gene Ontology annotation, biological process: regulation of secondary shoot formation. NCBI's taxonomy places the organism in Eukaryota, Viridiplantae, Streptophyta, Magnoliopsida, Lamiales, Phrymaceae. Gene Ontology annotation, cellular component: nucleus. Gene Ontology annotation, molecular function: DNA-binding transcription factor activity; sequence-specific DNA binding. The record is from RefSeq and is a predicted model, not a curated record.